Messenger RNA from Mycetomoellerius zeteki, 1211 nucleotides. RefSeq names its product histone-lysine N-methyltransferase SETMAR. The coding region runs from base 16 to 789 and encodes 257 amino acids. The record is from RefSeq and is a predicted model, not a curated record. Gene Ontology annotation, cellular component: nucleus. Gene Ontology annotation, molecular function: protein binding; histone methyltransferase activity; zinc ion binding. The transcript has a single exon. Lineage: Eukaryota; Metazoa; Arthropoda; Insecta; Hymenoptera; Formicidae.
UAUUGAUACAUAAUUAUGGUAAGCAUGGAAGCGAAUGCUUCUGCCGACGAGUACGAACAUAUUGUAGCGGAUGUUAUGUACAUAAUAAAUAAUAUACCAGGGCCUGGGAUAGAUAUAACAGACUUUGAAGCAGAAUAUGCUGUAGGCUGUUCGUGUAUAGCUGAAUGUUUUAAUUGUUCGUGUACACGCGGUUCUGCUAAUUAUUCUAAUGCUCGAAUUGUCGAUGAGAAAUUAACUGGUCCGGUAUUUGAAUGCCAUGCUCGUUGUAAAUGUAGACCAGAUUGUGGAAAUAGAUUAGUACAGAAUGGUCCAUUAAAUUGUUUAAUUGUCAGAGAAGUUGCCAAUAAAGGUCUCGGUCUUUUCACGAAUAAGUUAAUAAAAAAGGGUCAAUUUAUUUGCGAAUACGCUGGCGAAGUGAUAAGUCUGCAGGAAGCGCGAUGCAGAAUCGAGGCUAAUAAGCAGGAUAACGUGAUGAAUUACGUUCUUGUAGUAUCAGAACAUGCUGGAGAUCGUGUUAUUGUAACUUGUAUAGAUCCGAAAUAUUUUGGUAAUAUUGGACGCUAUGCUAAUCAUAGCUGUGACCCGAAUUCUAUCCUUAUUCCAAUUAGAGUAGAGGGAAUCGUGCCUCGAUUAUGCUUGUUUGCAUCGAGAGAUAUAGAGAACGGAGAGGAAGUGACUUUUGACUAUGCUGGUGAUGCAAUGGCUAAUUCCGUCCAUUAUCUCAGUGAUACUUCUUGUCUUUGUGGUUCUAGCAAUUGUCAUCGUUAUUUACCACAUAAUCAGAUUUAACAACAUGAGAUAUUCUUGUGCGAUAGAUUGUAAUAAUACAAAGGUUAUAGAUUUGAUUACAGAUUUAAAGUCAACAAGGAUUUGGUGUAAACUAUAAAUUGAUUAUAAGCCAGAAAAAAUUAUAUAACAAGAUAAAACUAUAUGUUUUGAAAUUGAUAUCACAUAAAAUCAAGGAGAAUAUCAUAAUCAAAAUUAUAAACAAGUAUAGUUUUAUGACACAUAUAUAGAUAUGUGACUGAUAUUGAAUUUAAAUUUUUAGAGAAAUAUGUUAUACAGGAUGGCCCAUGUAAAGCCCAAGGAGAGCAUAAGAUGGUACCAUUUGUUCGAUCUUGGGUAGCGUUGUUAAAGUGAGAGUAAGGCUACUUUAAAUUUUUUAAAUGGAACCCCCAUUUUUUAUUACAUUUUCUUGUAGCUUACCUCAA